AUGGUCUUGCCACACUAUCUCUGCUCGAGCGUCCAAAAUGCCUUCCGUGCAAGGCACGCCCGCAUCGCCGUCAACCACACCCGUCAGAACCUCGGCAUCCUCUCCAUCCUCCUCCGCUCUGGGAUCAUCUCCUCGCUCACGCGCGGUACCAUCUCUGAACCCUCACCCGACGCUUUUCGCGAGGCGGGCGACGCCCAGAGGAGAAUCUGGGUCGAGCUCAAAUAUCGCGAUGACCGGCCGGUCCUCACGCACAUGGAGCUCGUCAGCAAGCCCAGCAAGGGCAUCAGCAUGGACCCGUCGGAGAUCCGGAGGAUAUGCACCGGGCGGAGGGCGAAGAACGUCAAGCCACUAAGGAUGGGCGAGGUGGCUGUCAUUCGGACGAACAACCAGGAGCAUGAGUGGCUCGAGGCGAGGGAGGCCAUGCAGUUGCAGCUCGGCGGGGAGGUAAUUUGCAGGGCACGAUAG
This is a messenger RNA of Fomitopsis serialis, 465 nucleotides long. Its product is annotated as ribosomal protein S8. Gene Ontology annotation, cellular component: ribosome. Gene Ontology annotation, biological process: translation. The transcript has a single exon. The coding region runs from base 1 to 465 and encodes 154 amino acids. The record is from RefSeq and is a predicted model, not a curated record. Gene Ontology annotation, molecular function: structural constituent of ribosome. NCBI's taxonomy places the organism in Eukaryota, Fungi, Basidiomycota, Agaricomycetes, Polyporales, Fomitopsidaceae.